GUCCUCUCCAGCUUGGCACAAUUUCCUCUCAUAAGCCAUCGUUGUAUCUUCAGUGUGCGUUCUUGCCCGCAACAGGCCUGAUUAUGCAGGGGCUCGGAAAGACAGACCGCGGAGACCAAGUUCGAGACAUGGACCUGACGUCGCAAAGAUCCACCAUGCCGGUCGGCGGUCCCCUGCAGGGUGGCUCGUCCUCUAACCUGAACAUGAACCUGUACGCCACCAAGAAGACUGCGGCCGAGGGCAUGCUGGACAUUGCUCUCUUCCUAGCGAACAUCACACACAUGAAGACAGUCAUCGAGCAAGGUGCGGGAUACAGAUACUACGCAGCCGUCCUGACUCUCAUCUCCUUCUCACUGGGUCUCCAGAUAGUCGCCGGGAUCCUGAUCAUAAUCAUAGCCCGGCGAGACCUCAACGACGAGGCCAACCACAAGCGCCUGGACAGCCUCAACAACAGCGCCACCGUCGUCAUCUUCCUUGUCUUCGUUACCAACAUCUUCAUUUCUGUUUUUGGGAUGGAGCGCACGGGCCUCUUUGCCAGGAUGCAUUUUUAAGAUACAGGGAAACACGUUUUACGGGCAAAUCUAAUCCACUAAUGACUAAUAAUGCUUUGCUGUCGUUUUUGUUUUGUAUAACAGGUUGGUUUGUGUGUGGCGCGCUGGCUCCCUCUAGUGGUGGACAGAGAAUCAAUGAAAUAUUGUUAUAGUCUGGCUUAAAAUUUUAACUACAUUUGUGAUGGAAACUUAAAAAUUAUUUUUACGAAUAGAACCUCUGCCUUUUUAUGAGCACUUAGGGCUACUAACUAAUUUACAUUAAUGGUCAUUAAUAAUGAUGAGGAAAAUGAAGCUUCAAAAUUGUUUCAUGAACCAGUUGUGUUUUUUUGACUCCUCUUUAUGGCACUGUUGGUUGAAAUAAAGCGGUUUAAUAUCGAUGUUGAACAGAGAGUGCCAUCUAGAGGAAUCCAAAAAUACAACAACUGGUUCAUGAAGCAAAUUUGAAGCUUCAUUUUCCCAUCAUUAUUUCAUGAUGGUGAUCCUUUAAAAACUUAGCAUUUUAUGAGUUGGAAGUUGCUGUAAAAAAGUUUGUAAACCCCUGCUAUGGACCAACCAUGCAUGUGUGUGUGUGUGUGUUCGCGUGUGUGU
Messenger RNA from Syngnathus acus (greater pipefish), 1139 nucleotides. Its product is annotated as ninjurin-2-like. Gene Ontology annotation, cellular component: membrane. NCBI's taxonomy places the organism in Eukaryota, Metazoa, Chordata, Actinopteri, Syngnathiformes, Syngnathidae. The coding region runs from base 84 to 551 and encodes 155 amino acids. The transcript has 4 exons. Gene Ontology annotation, biological process: tissue regeneration; cell adhesion. The record is from RefSeq and is a predicted model, not a curated record.